Molecule: messenger RNA, 1041 nt
Organism: Solanum verrucosum
Lineage: Eukaryota; Viridiplantae; Streptophyta; Magnoliopsida; Solanales; Solanaceae
Product: glucan endo-1,3-beta-glucosidase, acidic-like
Exons: 2
Coding region: 1-1041 (346 amino acids)
Biological process (GO): carbohydrate metabolic process
Cellular component (GO): plasma membrane
Molecular function (GO): hydrolase activity, hydrolyzing O-glycosyl compounds
Source: RefSeq, a predicted model, not a curated record
AUGGCUCUUCUUUUUCUCUUCACUAAGAAUUUCUCUAUUGUACCCAUGGUUGCACUGUUUGUACUGUUAAUGUGUGGCAUCCAAAUGACAGGAGUACACUCUGUUGGGGUAUGCUAUGGAAGAACGGCUGAUAAUUUGCCAUCAGAAUCUGAUGUUGUAAAUCAUUGUCAUGCCAAUGGUAUAAAAAAAAUAAGACUUUAUUAUCCAGACACAAAUGUUUUGAAUGCUCUAAGGGAAAGUAACAUUGAAGUACUUGUUGAUGUCCCAAAUGAACAUGUCAAAACACUAGCACAAGAUCCAAAUCAAGCAAGAAAUUGGGUAAACAAUAACAUAAAAGCCUAUUUCCCUAGUGUUAAAUUCAGGUAUAUCGCGGUUGGAAAUGAAAUCAGCCCAAUAAAGCAUGUAGAAUUUGCUCCAUUUGUUGGUCCUGCUAUUGAAAAUGUUCAUAACGCGAUAGUAGAAGCAGGAUUGCAAGAUCAAAUUAAAGUCUCAACCGCGACAUAUUCAACCUUGUUAACAAAUACAUGGCCUCCACAAAACAGUAUGUUUAAUCCUGAUUGGAGAGGUUUCACUGAUCCAAUAGUGAAACUUCUUAGAGACAACAAUUUGCCAUUGCUAGUAAAUAUUUACCCGUAUUUCAGUUACAUUUAUAAUAUGAAAGAUAUACCACUAUCCUAUGCCCUGUUUAAAGAUUCAGGAACAAACUCAGCUGGUUACCAGAAUCUUUUUGACGCGUUAGUCGAUAGUAUGUACUAUGCUCUGGAGAAAUCUGGUGCACCUGAUGUGGAAGUUGUUGUUUCGGAAACAGGAUGGCCUUCUUAUGGACACCCUGCUGCAACUACUGAUAAUGCGCGGACUUAUUACACGAAUUUGAUUAAUCAUGUUAGAAAUGGCACUCCAAAGAAGCCUGGAAGGGGAAUUGAGACAUUUUUGUUUGCAAUGUUUGAUGAAAGAGGAAAAGGAGGGGAUGAAACUGAGAGACAUUUUGGACUAUUUUACCCUGACAGAAACUCAAAAUAUGGUCAGUUGAACUUUAAUUAG